ACUAACUCAAGCCACGACGGUUCCGACUCGGAGUCGAGAGAGAGAUUUUUCAAAAAUUGCAACAGGAGAUAGAUAGAGAGCAAGAGCCCUAAUCGAUUACAUACUCUGAUUCCUUCUACUUUUUUUUUCCCCACUGAUUAGUCUCUAAAAAAAUGGCGAGUGAGAGCUCGCAAUCUUCUUCGCCGUCUUCAUCUCAAUCGCCGUCAUCUGUACCUUCUCCGUCGCCGGGAAACAACGUCGGAGAUGCGUUCGUAGGAAGUUUCAUCAGUCUAAUUUCUAAGUACGAGAUCCGUUACGAAGGCAUUCUCUACCAUCUCAACGUCAAGGACUCGACGCUAGGUCUAAAAAACGUAAGAUCUUGUGGAACGGAGGGGAGGAAGAAAGAUGGGCCUCAAAUUCCGCCAUGUGAUAGAGUUUACGAUUACAUUCUUUUCCGCGGAAGUGAUAUCAAGGAUCUGCAAGUUAAUCCACCUCCAUCUGCACAGUCGAGACCAGAGAUUCAAAGUGAACAAGACAUCAAUCAGUCCUCUCAUGCUAGUUCAGCUAUGAGCUCUCCGCUUUCUGGCUAUGAUAGUGGUUAUGGUUUGGGGAGAGGAACACAAUGGGUCAAUACACCUGCUUUGAGUAGUAAACCGGUUCCUGCCACUCAACAUUCAUCAGUCCCUUUAAGUUUCCAGCCUCCUUCAGCUAAUCCUGGAAGUUUGACAGAAUCACCAGUGAGCUUAAUUGGUUCAACUCAAAGUAAUGCUGGUUCGUCUAUGCCCAUGCCUUCUUUUGUGCAAGGUAGCAAAUUAGGUGCCACUGGUGUCCCGGUUGGUAUGAUGCAGCAGCCAGUUUUAUCUCCCUCGACGAUGCCCAAUAACCCGCAGAUUAUAGAUUACUUUGCUUCACCAAUCAUGGGAUUAGUGAAUGAUACAACACAGGUUGUUACUCGUUCACCCGAAGAUGUCUCUAAUCGAUCUUACCCUUCUAACCCUUCUCCCCUUGGUCAAGCACAAUUCCAUACUCCACCUGGCCUUGCUUCAGCACCCUCUAACCUUUCUCCACCUUCUGAACCGCAGCUUUCUGCUCCAAAUAUUCAGAACAGCUACCCCAGUGUACCCCAGGCUGUUGGUAAAGACUUCUAUGACUCUCGGUCUGAUCAUCCUAAACGAUCUAUACCUUAUGAGUUACCGACUGUGGCUUCUUAUUCAGCUCCUGGGAUUCCUGGUCCAUUGUCGAACUCACCUGAGUCAUUCUUCGGUAUGGAUCCAUCGCUGCAAUCUAGGCAGCAGAUGGUAAAUAGGGGUCAAGAGAUGUUUUCUGCUACUAAUCCGGUAUCAAUGAAUGUGCCAUCACAAAGUCUUGCAACCAGAAAUCAUGCACCAUUACUGCCUCUUCCAGUUUCAGCUCAGUCUCGGAUCCCUACUUCUAGCAUUGAGUUCACUGAAGAAUUUGAUUUUGAGGCAAUGAAUGAGAAGUUCAAGAAGAGUGAACUAUGGGGUUAUCUCGGGCAAAAUAACCGGAGGAAUCAAAAUGAUAAUGGAGAAGAAAUUGCAAUUGAGCCAAACUCAGAAGGGAAGCCUUCAUAUAACAAGGAUGACUUUUUCGACACAAUCUCGUGCAAUCAACUUGACCGUGUGGCUAGAACCGGACAACAGCACAACCAGUUUCCUGAGCACAUGAGACAAGAACCUGGGGCAUUUGGUAAUCAUUUUCAAAGGCCACCCCCACUACAACCAGGUCAGGGUGCAUAUCUCGCUGCACAAUCCAAUUACAGAGGCGGUUACCAUAAUAACAACAACUACAGAGGCGGUUACCAUAACAACAACAACAACUACUACUCAAACUCGGGUUAUGGUUACUACUCUGGUGGAAGAGGCCGAGGUGGAAACACACAUUUCUGACCUGAUGAGCUUCUGUCUUCCUCAGAAGGCUUUACUGGACGGUUACACUCGUGCACCUUCACUUCUUCUUUUUGAUUUCAGGUUUUCUUUUGGGUAAAAAAACAGUUACCUUAUCUCAAGAUUUGUAGGCACAUCAUAUUGGCAAGUUCAUGAUCCUUUUUUCUAUCUGAUGAGCUUUAGCCUCAGGAGGAGAGAAUGUUUGUUCUCCAUGUAGAGAAACAAAUAGUCAAAUAGUACUACGAACCUUUUUGGUAUAUAUGCAAAUCAUUACUUUUUAAUUAAUAAUAU
Messenger RNA from Camelina sativa (false flax), 2174 nucleotides. Its product is annotated as decapping 5-like protein. Gene Ontology annotation, molecular function: mRNA binding. Gene Ontology annotation, cellular component: P-body. NCBI's taxonomy places the organism in Eukaryota, Viridiplantae, Streptophyta, Magnoliopsida, Brassicales, Brassicaceae. The record is from RefSeq and is a predicted model, not a curated record. Gene Ontology annotation, biological process: cytoplasmic stress granule assembly; P-body assembly.